AUGUCGGCUUUGCAUCUGCGUUUUCUUUUUCUUUCGCUACUCUUACUCUGUUGUGUCUCUCCUUCAAGCUUCUUAAGUAUACCCUCCAGAUUCACUGAUCCGAUUGUUGGUCUUGCUGCUUGUCGUCCCUACCAGAUCAAAGCUUUUACGCAGUUCAAGAACGAGUUUGACACCCGCCAUUGCAACCACAGUGACGACUUCAAUGGAGUCUGGUGCGACAACUCAACUGGUGCGGUCACGAAGCUACAACUCAGGGACUGUCUCAAUGGAACUCUGAAGCCCAACAGUAGCCUCUUCGGGUUUCAUCAGCUUCGUUACCUUGAUCUCUCUCAAAAUCACUUCACCUCCGCUUCAAUCCCUUCCGAGUUUGGAAAUCUCAACAAAUUAGAGGUUUUAUCUCUUUCCUCUAACGGCUUUCUUGGCCAAGUUCCUUCCUCAUUUAGUAACCUCAGCAUGCUUUCCUCGUUAGACCUUUACCAAAACGAGCUCAGUGGUAGUUUCCCACUUGUGCGGAAUCUAAGCAAGCUCACAGGUCUAGACCUUUCCAAUAAUCAUUUUUCUGGAAUACUGAAUCCCAACAGUAGCCUCUUUGGGCUGCACCACCUCCGUUACCUUGAUCUCUGUUUCAACAAUUUCAGUUCCUCACUCUCUUCUGAAUUUGGCAAUCUCAACAAAUUAGAGGUCUUUGUUCUUUCCUCUAAUAGUUUCUUCGGUCAAGUUCCCCCCACAUUUAGUAACCUGACUUUGUUGAGACACUUGUGGCUUGAUCAAAACAUGCUCACUGGUAGUUUCCCACUUGUACAAAAUCUAACCGAGCUCUUCAUUUUAGCACUUUUUCAUAAUCACUUCUCUGGAACCAUUCCUUCUUCUCUCCUCACUAUGCCUUCCUUAACAAUGUUGACAUUGAAUGAGAACCAUCUCACCGGUUCUUUUGAAUUUCCCAAUUCCUCUUCGUCAUCGAAGCUAGUGUCCCUCGAACUUGCCAAUAACCAUUUUGAAGAACAAAUAUUAAAGCCUAUCUCAAAGCUCAUCACCCUCGAAUAUCUAGACCUUUCUUUCCUAAACACAAGCUACCCGAUUGACUUAAGCUUGUUCUCACCUCUGAAGUCUUUGGCAUCCCUCGUUCUUUCCGGAAACAAAAUCUCUCAAGCCAGUUUAAGUUCAGGUUCAAACAUAAUGUUGACCGUGAAAUACUUGACCUUGGAGCACUGCGGCAUCAACAAGUUCCCAAACAUCUUAAGAACCCUUGAGAAGUUGGAAUUGAUAAAUUUAAACAACAAUAGAAUAAAAGGGAAAAUACCCGAGUGGUUAUGGAGACUUCCUCGUCUUAGCGCAGUGUUUUCCGUAAAUAACUCGUUAAAUGGUUUCGAAGGUUCGGCGGAAAUUUUAUUAAAUUCAGCAGUGCGGACAUUAGAUUUGGAGUUAAACAGUUUUGAAGGACCACUUCCGAAUCCACCACUCUCUAUCAAUAUCUUGUCUGUGGCUCACAAUAACUUUACAGGGAAGGUACCUCUUUCAAUAUGCAACCGAAGCUCUCUCGAUGUUCUUUUCUUAUCCUACAACAACUUCAGUGGCCCAAUUCCACAAUGUCUGAGUAAUUUGACAAUUGCGUGUCUCCGGAAGAAUAGCUUGGAAGGAAGUAUUCCUGACGCAUUCUAUGUCGGUACCUCUCUAUUGACGCUCGACGUUGGCUUCAAUCGAAUAACCGGGAAGCUUCCAAGAUCUCUUCACAAUUGUUCAUCUCUAAGGUUUCUAAGCGUUGACAACAAUGGAAUCAAAACACGUUUCCUUUUUGGCUCAAGGGUUUACCAAAUUUGCGUGUCCUUACCCUUCGUUCAAACAAAUUCUACGGUCCUAUAUCUCCUCCUCAUCAAGGUCCACUCGGAUUUCCUGAGCUGCGGAUAUUUGAGAUAA
Molecule: messenger RNA, 1914 nt
Organism: Camelina sativa (false flax)
Lineage: Eukaryota; Viridiplantae; Streptophyta; Magnoliopsida; Brassicales; Brassicaceae
Source: RefSeq, a predicted model, not a curated record